CGCUGAGCAAGAAUACUCCAAUAGCUGUUAUUCAUACACUUGAUUAUUUGUUAGCUUUACUCUGUUGGGUGUUGUAUUUGUUAAUUCAUGUUAUGUUAGUACUGGUGCUUAUAUUGCUGACCGGGCUCCGAGUCGAAGCUGAAGAUGGAGGUAGCGUGGCGUUUUACUUUAAAUCAGAGCCGGCUGACUCGUGGGUUGCUCUAGGAGGUGCCCUGACCCUCUCCUGUGGUACCAGUACCACGGUAGAGAAGACUUGGACCUGGACCCUCUACUCGUCCACCUCACACGAUACCGGGACAGUACUGGAAGGAAGUGGGGACACUCUGGAAUACGGACCCGCUGAUAUGGAGCUAGAUAACACCUUCGUUACUUGUUCAGCUGAUGUGUUCGGAACACAGCUUAUCAGCAGAUACGCGCUCAUUAGAGUUUCCUUUCUUGAGACAGAGUUUCAGGAGGAGCCGUCUGACCUGACAGCACAGGCCAGUAGCGACCAUAUUAGGUUGGAUUGUAGUCCUCCUAAAGGGAGCCCCUCUCCUUAUAUCACCUGGCAGAAGGAUGGAGAAGAUAUGGAUCUAGGGAACACUUACGUGGACCCUCUUGGAGGUCUCAACAUUCUGAAUGUGGAUGAGAGCUUUGGUGGAAGUUACACUUGUGUAGCUAACUCCCAUCAGGGCCACGAACCAGUUACAAGCAGAGCUGGGGUCCUCACCAUAGAAGGAACAGCUACUACCAGCCUCCUCCCCGUUACUUACGAUCUUUCCUUUGCUAAGUCUCGAUAUAGAAUAUCUGCUAGGAAGGGCGACACUGUGAGAGUUCUCUGUGGGUUUAUUGGUAACCCGACACCCUCUUUUGCUAUCAUGGUAGGUUCUGAGGAGCUGAGUGGAGCGGGAGUAGGUGCUCACGGCACGUGGGGUACCCUGCAAAGUUUAGGUGAAAUAUCAGCCGUAAAGUGUGAAGGGUCCUCUCAGGGGAUUAGCCAGACGAUGAAUAUACCUAUUGACGUAACUGGAACCCUUCAAGUAGCAGGUGGAAUAGCGGUCAACAACUUGGAAGGAGAAGAGACUACGAUGGUGUGCUCAGAGUCAGGAGCUAACGGAGAUCCUACCUUUUCCUGGUACAAGAACGGAGCCAAAUUAGUAGGGGAAACAGCUCGCUAUCUGGAAAUACUAAACCCCUCCAGAGCUGAUAGCGGCAUGUAUCAGUGCUUUGCUGCAACUGUCUAUUCCAAGGAACAGUCGACCUUCGCUGUAACCAUCAGUGCUCUGGACCCUGUUCCAGUUAAAGUGACAGUCACAUCUGAUGAAUACGGACUACUAGGAGAGAACGCACAGCUAAGUUGUGUGGGACAAGGAAACCCAGUUCCCUCCGUCACGUGGCAUAGAAAAGAAGCUAACAGUGUUAACGCUAUUGCUAUAGACAAUGUCGUCUACAAGGAAACCUUUACUGAGGUCUUGGCUCUACUCAAUAUUGAGAACCUGAGCAUGGCAGAGGAUGGGAUAGAGUACAUCUGCAAAGGAGGGAACACUGAUCUGUACGACUCGAGUAUAAUCUACAAAGCUGACUCUAGUAUUACCCUACAAGUGGUACAAGCAGUAGAGCCCAGUAUUAGUCUGCCCAGCACUAGUGUCAUUAAAGGCGGCACCCCUCUAACUCUGAUUUGCAGUGUAGAGGGUUCCCCUCCUCCCACUAUUGAGUGGUUCAUGAACGGGGACAAGAUUGAGGAAGCGGUGGAGGAAACCUAUGUGACAGAUGGACUCGGUGGAGUGUACGUGUGUAAAGCAACAAACAUGCUGGGUACUGUGGAGCAGGAGGUGAUAGUGGAGUCUAAACCAGAGUUUAGUGGAGGAGAAAUAUUCCUCAUCUUGCUUAUCGUGGCGUUCCUGUUGUUGGUCCUGAUUGUUUUACUCCUCAUCUUGGUCAGGAGAAACGAGCUGGAACGUAGAAUGAAGGAGGCUCGCGCCAGAGACGAGCUGCUAAUUGAGAACGAGAAGAGGGCAGGAUUGACUCCUUCACUCCCUCCAACUCCUAGAUCUGAGAUACACCCCUCAGCUGCCGUAGCAGAGGUUCCACCCUUCACAUUCCCUGCUGAGGGGCUAGAUGGGCCGGCAAUGAGUGAGGUGGAGUGCCAGACUCCUCGCAGUAUCCUCUCACCUCGUCCUGCCACACCACAAUCUCAAUUACCUCCAGUCUGAUAACCUCUCUUCUUAAUUGACUCAAUCAUAUACGCUUAAUGAGUUAUUGUCCUACCGGACUUAUUGACUCUUGAAAAUGG
Molecule: messenger RNA, 2272 nt
Organism: Bolinopsis microptera
Lineage: Eukaryota; Metazoa; Ctenophora; Tentaculata; Lobata; Bolinopsidae
Product: hemicentin-2-like
Exons: 3
Coding region: 93-2192 (699 amino acids)
Biological process (GO): cell-cell adhesion
Source: RefSeq, a predicted model, not a curated record